Menidia menidia (Atlantic silverside) is the source of this 330-nucleotide messenger RNA. Lineage: Eukaryota; Metazoa; Chordata; Actinopteri; Atheriniformes; Atherinopsidae. The record is from the annotation of a GenBank genome assembly.
AUGCGUGUAUUGCUUCUAAAGGAGCCAAAAGACGGAGAUUCUGGACCUGACCCUUACAUUAAGGAAUUGGCAUCACAUGGACACAAAGCAACUCUAAUUCCUGUGCUGUCUUUUAAGUUUGUGUCACUGAACACCUUGUCAGAUAAGCUUUUUCAACCAGACAAACAUGGUGGCCUCAUAUUUACGAGCCCAAGAGCGGCAGAGGCUGCCCAGAUGUGUUUAGAAUCAAAAGAAAGAAGAGAAGAGUGGAACAAAACGGUGAAAGACAAAUGGAACGCAAAAUCCGUCUAUGUUGUUGGAAAGGCAACUGCAGCAUUAGAUGACCUCUGA